Molecule: messenger RNA, 5275 nt
Organism: Symphalangus syndactylus (siamang)
Lineage: Eukaryota; Metazoa; Chordata; Mammalia; Primates; Hylobatidae
Gene: PXK
Product: PX domain containing serine/threonine kinase like
Biological process (GO): protein phosphorylation; negative regulation of ATP-dependent activity; early endosome to late endosome transport
Cellular component (GO): early endosome; plasma membrane; late endosome
Molecular function (GO): actin binding; ATP binding; protein kinase activity
Source: RefSeq, a predicted model, not a curated record
CGCGUGGGGCGGUGCGUGUUGACAGCGGCAGCGGUGGAACCCGGCGGGCGGCGGGAGUCGACGCCUCGGGUUCCUGCCUCGCGUCCCUAGGCGGCGGCGGCCGGGCGUCCCGGGAUGGCCUUCAUGGAGAAGCCGCCAGCCGGCAAGGUGCUGCUGGACGACACGGUGCCGCUGACAGCAGCCAUCGAGGCGAGCCAGAGCCUGCAGUCCCACACGGAAUAUAUUAUUCGAGUGCAAAGAGGAAUUUCUGUGGAAAACAGCUGGCAGAUUGUUAGAAGAUACAGUGACUUUGAUUUGCUUAACAACAGCUUACAGAUUGCAGGCCUAAGUCUACCUCUUCCUCCCAAAAAAUUGAUUGGUAACAUGGACCGUGAAUUCAUAGCUGAAAGGCAGAAAGGUCUUCAGAACUAUCUCAACGUGAUCACCACAAAUCAUAUCUUGUCUAACUGUGAGCUGGUUAAGAAGUUUUUAGAUCCAAACAACUAUUCCGCAAACUACACUGAGAUUGCCUUACAACAGGUUUCCAUGUUCUUCCGAUCGGAACCAAAGUGGGAGGUGGUGGAACCUUUGAAAGACAUAGGUUGGAGAAUAAGGAAGAAAUAUUUCUUGAUGAAGAUUAAAAAUCAGCCAAAGGAACGGCUAGUGUUAAGCUGGGCUGACCUUGGCCCGGACAAGUAUUUGUCAGAUAAAGAUUUUCAGUGUCUAAUCAAACUUCUGCCUUCUUGUUUGCACCCUUACAUCUAUCGGGUUACCUUUGCCACAGCUAAUGAAUCCUCAGCAUUGCUAAUUAGGAUGUUUAACGAAAAGGGAACGUUGAAGGAUCUGAUCUACAAGGCAAAACCAAAAGACCCAUUUCUAAAGAAGUACUGCAACCCUAAGAAGAUUCAGGGUCUGGAACUCCAGCAAAUAAAAACAUAUGGACGUCAAAUAUUAGAGGUACUGAAGUUUCUUCAUGACAAAGGAUUCCCUUAUGGGCAUCUUCAUGCCUCCAAUGUGAUGCUGGAUGGGGACACUUGCCGGCUGCUAGACCUUGAAAAUUCCUUAUUGGGCCUGCCUGCCUUCUACCGAUCUUAUUUUUCACAAUUCAGGAAAAUCAAUACAUUGGAAAGUGUGGAUGUCUACUGCUUUGGCCACUUACUGUAUGAAAUGACUUAUGGACGACCGCCAGACUCGGUGCCUGUGGACUCCUUCCCUCCUGCCCCGUCCAUGGCUGUGGUGGCCGUGUUGGAGUCUACGCUGUCUUGUGAAGCCUGUAAAAAUGGCAUGCCUACCAUCUCCCGGCUCUUACAGAUGCCAUUAUUCAGCGAUGUUUUACUAACCACUUCUGAAAAACCACAGUUUAAGAUCCCUACAAAAUUAAAAGAGGCAUUGAGAAUUGCCAAAGAAUGUAUAGAGAAGAGACUAAUUGAAGAACAGAAACAGAUUCACCAGCAUCGAAGACUGACAAGAGCUCAGUCCCACCAUGGAUCUGAGGAGGAAAGAAAAAAAAGAAAGAUUUUAGCUCGAAAGAAGUCAAAACGAUCUGCUCUUGAAAACAGUGAAGAGCAUUCAGCGAAGUACAGCAACUCCAAUAAUUCAGGAUCUGGGGCCAGCUCACCUCUCACGUCCCCGUCAUCGCCAACUCCACCCUCUACAUCAGGCCCAGUGAGGAAAAGUGGACCUGCUGGGACAUCAAGCCCCACCGGACUGCUCCAGCCUGCUGAGGCCACAUCAGGGAGAUCCUGCUGCCUGUCCUCCUUUCCUUCCAUCUGCUUUACUGGAGCCCUGGAGCCCUUUGGACGGUGUAUUGAUUCACACCACCUACAUUUUCAAAGAGACUCAUUUAAAGUGACAAGUUUCAGCCUUUACUUGGACAGUGGAAAAUCCAUGUACUGAACCCCACCCUCAACUCCCAAACUCUGCGGUGGCGCAUUUGCACUUCUAAUUUUGAGGGCCUGGUAAUGAGGCCAAAACCAAGGGUUGCUUCUCUGUGAGGCCAAGCAGUUUUGUUAUGUGCCAAGAUGGCAGCCCCUACCCGAGCCCAGCCCUGAGGCCCGUCUCCUGUCUCCCAGAAUCCUUGCCUGGAGGGCUAGUCAGUCUUUAGUAGAACUCCCAAGUACUGCCGCAGCCGAGAGCCUGUCCUUAACUGCACAGUGAUUCUUCUGCCGGGGGUCAAAGCACAAACCUGGGAGACAAAAACCCUGGAGCUCCUUCUAUUACACUACGUGGCCCUGAAUAUCAAGUCCAGAUUCCACUGCCCUUUUCUGGCUAUUGGGUGGGAGGGUGCUGGGGAAGGGCAUUGGCACCUACUCACCCCCAAGUGGGCAGAGCUCACUCCUUUGGGCCCACUUGGUGUUGUAGUCAAGAGACUCAGUUCCAAAAACCUUCAGUAGAGGUCUCCCCUCCUCCUGGUAUUUCACUGGUUGCUCUCCAGAAGUCCUCUUCAGAGGAAUGCUUAACACACAGGCUUAUUCUCCGUUUUCCCACUUCAACAGUUACUUCAGGUUUAAAGUCCUUUUUAUCUCUGUAACCCUGUGACAUAAAGCCAGGAACAUUUUCCCACAAUCCACCUUAGCAUAAAACGUAACAGAAUUUCAUUCAUCAGUUGUUACUGUGUAGAACCAAUGAACAUGUUGGUCAUUUGUCUGUAUUUAAUCUUUAUUUGUAUUGCUAUAUUUGAGCAUUCCAAGAUUGCAGAGCAUGAGUGUGUGUAUUUGUGAUUCCUUAAUUUCAGCUGCCUUAGGUUUGAGUAAAAGAUGUAAAGAAAGGUAAGUGAUUUUUCUAUUGUAAGACUUUAACCGAUACCUGUCACACUCGGUGAAAAGGAUGUACUUACUUGAGUAUCGUAUUGGUGAUUCUGAGCCAGUCAUCCAUACAAACUUCAGUAGGGUAGCUUUACCUGUUAUCACAACUCAGUAGCAGUGUAGGGGAAACCACCUGGCAGAAUGUUUCCCUGGAGUAGCCCUGGGCGGGACAGAGACAGCAUCUGACAGGCAGUCUUAGAGAGCUGUAAGGUCACAGGAGACGAGGCAACUAACUGUGGCACAGGAACAUUCUUUAAGGCAAGGCUUUUUCUGAACUCGGUGUUUAUUCUGUCCUGAGAGAACCAUUCAUUGAUUCCAAAAUGUAAAAUUUGAGUUGCAAAGUCCAUGUGCCUGGAAGCUGAGGGAAGUUUUAGACACCUGCCCAGUUUCCCUCUCCUUGCCCACUGCGGUACAGCACGACAUUCUAGUUUCUCCUGAUGCUUCAUCAAAGACACAUUUAGUGCAGUUCUGUCCUGUUCCUUGGUUGGGCCACAAUGGAGAGAAUAGUACUUGAGAAGGAUUUCUCUGUAAGAAUACCAUGGCAGAGAGACUCCUCUGCCCCCUGCUUUGCAUUGCUAACAGUUAUUAGCAUUUUAUAUUUCUUUAAUGCAACCUAAUAGGAAAUUAUUGAGACAGACUCCUCUGGGAAAUGCAUAACCCAGGAGGCACUGAUUCCUUGCUGAGAAUCCUGAGUGGUUUGUCAUUUUACAUAAAAUCACAUCCUUCAAAUAUUGUGUUGGAGCAGCGAAAGAACUGUUCAUCCCUUAUGAAUAACUGACAUUGAGGAAGCCCAACUCCAUCAUGCAGAUGUCUAUCUUUAAUUGCUAGCUCAGAAGCAGACAGAGCUUCCUGGUACCUGGCUAAAGUAACUGAUAGAUGGAACUCUUCUUUGGGGGACUAUUACUAAUAUUUGCAAAUGGGGUCAGAGCCUCAUCUAUGCAGAGAAUGUCACCAUAUGUGGUUUCAUGUAAUCUGUAAUUAUUUGUUCCAACAGCCUUUAAGAUGACUAUUGUUUGAGAAACAUGGCAACUUUUAAUUCCCCUUUGAUGCUUCUAGCUUUGUUUAGUAUUUUAAGAACUCAUACAGUACUAGGUAUGUUGGUCCCUCUGAGGAAAACAUGUGGACUCUCACCAGUCCGUUGUGCUCAGGACUGAGCAGUAGCGUGUGUGCAGGGCAGCUGCGGAGGUGAAUACUGAUUGUCCCCCUUUUCCUCCACAGGGAUAUCUGCAUUACCUCCACCUCCUCCACCUCCACCACCACCAGCAGCUCCCUUGCCUCCUGCGAGCACCGAGACACCUGCCCAGCUCUCAUCUCAGGCUGUGAAUGGCAUGAGCCGAGGGGCCUUGCUCAGCUCCAUCCAGAAUUUCCAAAAAGGAACUUUGAGGAAAGCCAAAACCUGUGAUCACAGUGCUCCGAAGAUCGGCUGAAGCUUCCUGUUUACACUUGGAGGGAAAAGUUCUUUUUUAUUCCUACUCACCCCUACCCCCCAAACUACCCUCUUCCUGGGAAAGUAAUUGCUGAGCCAGUACAGCCACAAACUGUACUAUUUUGCAGAUGCUCAUGUAAGAAGCUUUUCAAGAGGGAAAUAAUUCUUUAAGCAGAAUAAAGUUAGGCUGGCAUUGCUCCCUUAAGAUUCUGCUCCUUUAUUAACCCUGUAAAGGAGUCCUGUUUAUCCUCUAAUGGGCAUGCUUCUGGGGCAGCAGCACAUUGAAAUAUUUUCACCAACUAAAGGAAAUAGACAGAAAAACAAUGACAAUAUUCAAUCACAGCCGUAACUGGCCUUUGUGUUGCAAUCCCUUCUACCCCAUCAGACAGCUCCUAGAAACAUUCCUCUUACAGUUCAUUUCUCUAAAGCAUUUUCUGAUUCUUAGAUAACUCCAAUUUUUGCUACCUUUAUCUUAGACAUUAACACUAUAGCCCAAAGCAUAGUCACUUUGCUGAAUCAGAAAGCAACUGAGUUCUUCAUUUUCCCCUCAAAUAGAAUGGGGAACAUUCACAACAUUCUCUUAAGUUCUAACAGGAAUACCAUUGUGGUUAUAGAACUCAGGGCUGCUAAAGCAACUACUCUAGACCCAUAGUUCUUUUUAGUUAGAAUGUAUUGAAACAGACAAAAAUAUUAACAUCAGAAAAAGCUCUUGCCAAUUAGAGGAUCUUCUUAAUCCUCAGCAAUUAAGUUUGGGGUUUGAGGGGGCAGGUCACUGUUACAACAGAAGUAAAUUUGGCAUCUAUAGAAAUCAAUUAUGAUUUUUGAAAGAUUUAUCUAAAUAUAUCAAUAUAACAUCUCUUUAAUGUUAGUCAUUUAUUAGAUCCUUUAUCUUGAUUUGCUUAAACCCUUCAAUAAAUUGCACUUUAAAGGAUUAUAAAUAAUCCAUUAAAAAAUUGAAGUACACACAUCAGUGUUGGUUACUAUGCAGAGAAUGUCAUUGUGUAUAGUUUCAUGUAAUCUGUGAUAAAUGUCAGCUGUAUUUUUUAUUAAAAUCAUGUCAAGAAAA